Molecule: messenger RNA, 6191 nt
Organism: Aphis gossypii (cotton aphid)
Lineage: Eukaryota; Metazoa; Arthropoda; Insecta; Hemiptera; Aphididae
Exons: 3
Coding region: 539-3391 (950 amino acids)
Source: RefSeq, a predicted model, not a curated record
GACCACGACGUUCGGGUAAUAUUUUCGGAUCUGUCUGCGAAGCUGCCGAGGUAACGCCUAUAACGCAAAAACUCGGCCGACCAAUAGCUGUGAACGGUUACGCGAUCGCCGACGACCGAAGCCGAGCCCGGUUAAACCGACGGAAUUUUACGCGUGAUGUCGCCACCGCCGCUGCCGCCGUAACAGCCGCCGCCGUCGCCGCCGCCGCCGCCGGCCAGUGACUCUUACCGGUUUAGUAGCAGCACAGCUGUUUCGUACGCGUGUGCGUUGAUCGCGGAGUUCGAGAAUUUCGACCAAUGUUAAGGUAAACGGUCCGUUUUUUGGAUAUCACAUUAACAGUAUUUAUGUUAUUUUUUACGAUUACGUAUAUUGUGUUCUUGUUUUACGAGUUUUUUACUGUGGAGUGAUUAAACUCGGAAUUUAGCCCGACGCGAGUUAGUGCUGUUUAAUGUGCGGUUGAUUGUCGAAUGAUGUGUACGUCUAGAAAAGUAUCGUAUGUUUAUAUUGAUAUUAUGGUGGAACAGACAACAGGAAAAUUAUGAAAGCUUUACCGGACAAAACGGAAGGCACUGACGACGUGGACAACAGUACGGUGGACACAAAUGUGAUCGACAAACGCAGCACUGUGGUUCUGGAAUGCGACAAUGUGAUUGAAAUAUCUUCGGAUUCCGAAGAUGGAGAAGAGGUACGGGUCCGUGGUGCGGGAAAAGAGCAGGGCGAAGAGGAAGUGGAAGAAGUAGUUAAUAGUAAACCGCACAAGUCUAUAAAGAAACAUAAGAAACACCAUCACCACUACUAUGACGAGCACGGCACUCGUAUCCGAAAAAAGCACAAGAAAAAGUCGAAACAGGAGAGUCGUCCAAUAUUUCUAUGGGCUAAACAAGAAGAGACCAAAAUAAAGGAAAUAUUCAUCGAAGAGUUCCAUCCGGGCAUUAAACUGGUCAAGACUAACGGCGUGUGGGCUUCUACUCCCAAGUCUAGGGUUUUGGCAGCCGCUCAAUCACGUUCGUCCAUUGCCGGGCACGUUAGCGAGACACCGAGAAAUGGCAACGAGUCAGUCCCACGUCCGGACGACCGAAUCAAAGAAAGUCCAAAGACUGGUGAGUCGAUACUUGUUGACCUGAACGACAACUCUAUCGACUUUGUGGACACUAUAAGUAGUGAUGAGGCGGACGACGAGGAGCAAACCAGGGCCAAGAUCGACCGAGCACUCGAGAUGAUCGACCAGGACCCGGCAUUGAUGUGUGACGUGAAAAUUCCGUUAUCUACCGUUGAGACGGCUUCAGCAAUCAAGUUACCCGAAGGUACGACGAUCCACCAGAUCAAAUCCGAAAACGUCGCUGUCUGCGGGGCUAUUUCUGCAACAACACCAUCGCCGCCGCCGCUAUCGUCCGAGAUGCCAACGAUGCAAUGUAAGCUGGGCGAGUUAAUCAUAAUGACGCAGCAGCAACAGCAAAACGAACCGUUGAACCUGGAAACUGUAAGUAAGCGAUCUGCUUUAGAAAUUCGAUUACAGGAGCCGCCGAUUAAGAAAAAACGCGUAGAGAAAUCACCCCCUGCACAACAGCCAUUAGCCGGCGAGCAGGUAAAACGCGAAUGGGAUCCCUUGUCCGAGCUGAAAGAAGUGCUUGCGAAUCCCAAUCUGUCGGUGCCCGACCCAUUGCUCGUGCCCAGGGCCAGGUUGGCCGCCUUGGUGGCUAGCCCGGCCACGGAAAUACCAAAACUUUUGCGAGAGCCAUCGCUAUUGCCGCCACCGCCCCCGAACCCUGAUCUGUUGGCCGUCUCGUUGUCGCAUCUUCAGUCCUUAUUGCAACAACAACCGGGUUAUGCGGAUGACCGUAAGCCGGACGGCAACCAACCAUCAAACAUCGAUCAGUUCCUGUGGUUGUCGUACUUGUCAAAAGACAUGACCGGCGCCGAUGCCGACUUGAUGUCCACCAUGUUGAGCAUUAUACUGCCCAACUCGACAACUGCUCAACAAUCCUUCAGCUACCCUCAAGAUAAGAACCAAUGGAACGACAUGUAUUUCGACAGUAAUAUCGAACCACCGUACGGUUCUACGGCUAGCUACAGCAAAUCGGACGAUUGUUGUGCGUCGGUGUCGCCACUUCCGCCACCACCGCCGCCACUGCCACAAAUAUUACCACCGUUACAACAACCACAGCCACUAUUAUUACCACCACCACCACCACCACCACCUCCACCACCGCCACCACCCUCACAAAUAUUACCACCAACAGUUGCACAGCCGCAAGUAUUACCACUGCAACAACCACUAAAACACCAACAAUCACAACUGUUGCCACCGCCGCCGCCGCCGCCGCAGUCACAUGUGCGGCAGCAGCAAGUACCGCGACUUUCAUCUAAGCGAUCGGUGCAGCACAACACGACGUCACAACAGCAACGGUUGCCGUCGCAUCCACAGCAAGUUCCACCACAACUGUUGCCAUCGCGUCCGCAGCAACAAAUACCACCACUGCUACACCGUCAGUCAAAACGACGGGCUUGUCAAGAGCCAUGCUGCAGCGGAUCGCCGUUAUCGUGUUGUAGUAGUAGCUGUUGCCCAAAAUCGAGCGGUUAUAACCCGUUAACUAAGGUGUCUCCCAACGGCUGUAACCCAUGUUCUGCGACUCCCGGCGAAUGCAAUCCGUUCACUGCGAUUCCUGCUGCCAAUUGUAGUGGUGGCAAUCCGAAGACUUGUACCACAUGCACGGUGCCGGGCGCUAUGUCGACUUGUUGCUACCCGUCGGAAAUCAGUUGUGGGUAUAACGGCAAAUCUCCGUCGCCAAAGCCUUCGCGAAAUCCGUCCGUAUCGCCUCGCAACCGCGCUCAAUACAACUACCAUACCGGUCCGGGGCAACAGCAGCAGACGCCUAUGACGGAAGUCGGUAGCAUCGUCAACAGCUGUUGUAUUGGCGUCAAUAACUGCAGCAAUGGUGUCACUGACUACAGCAGUAGCAUCAAAAACAGUAGUAGUGGCGUCAACAGCAGUAGCAGUGGCGUUAACAGCAGUAGUAGUGGCGUCAAUGGUAAUACCAGUAACGUUAUUGGCUGUAGCAGUGGCAUCAACGGCUAUAACAGUGGCAGCAGUACUAGUGCCAUCGGUACAGACUCUCAAUGUUUGACUACGACUAAUAAGCCGAAAAUACCAUUGCCCGUGACGUCUGCCAGUGGUGACACCGGUCAGACGACGUACAGGCCUAAAAUCAAAGUCAAAGAACAUUUGAUCGAUCCGAACGCGAAACCAAAACUUUUGAACAUCGAAGGCGCCCUUCAUUUAGCUGCAGGACAUGACCUGUUCAGUUCACCUCUUUGGCACCCGUUAUUCGGCAGUUUAUUUAAUGCGAAACACUUCAUCACAGAUUUAGGUACCGCAAGUGUAAACACAUAAAUAAAAAGUCAAGCCAAGCCGUAUGGUUGUCGGUGGCAAUGGGCAACGCCUGUCACCACGUCUGCAUCAACUUCUUCUGACGAUGUGUCUGCUGGCACAAAACGUUAAACUUCUGGCAAGUCGGUGCGAUAGGAACGACAAGAUAAUAUAUUAUCAAAGCAGCGCACCUACAGUAUUUGUUUAUUUAUUUAUUAAUAUUAUAGUAAUUAUUAUCGUUAUACGUGUUUUACGACCCACCUCCAAUACUCAUUUAUGUCAAAUAUAAUACAUUAAACCCAUUCUAAACUCCCAAUCCCGCUGGAUUCAACGUCAAAUAUUUUUUAUUAAAUAUAAUAUCGAUAAGUUUUAAUAUACUUUAAUAUAUACCGGGGAUCACCGAUUAUUAUUUUUGAAGGGCCAUACUUUAGUAAUUUAGGUUAAGUAACUUUUUUGGGCCCAUCAAAAUUUAAUGUAAGUACACAUUUGUUUAUCUAAUGAAAUUUUAAGAAAAAAAAAAUUAAAUUAAAUUUAUAAAUUUAUAAACCUUUUUUAUUUACUAAAAUAAUAAUAAUAAUUUAAAUUAUAAUAAUAAAUUUUUUGUCUGCAGACCAGAUAAAGUUCAUCCGCGGGCUACCAUUUGGUGACCGCUGGUAUAUAUACUAUAGUAUUUAUUAUAAUAUACGUUUAAGCUAAUGUUAUAUAUAAUAUAUCAUUAAAUAAAAUGUACCCAUAGAGCAGAGGUUCCCAACAUUUUUUGACUCACGGAACCCUUAGUCAUUUUCUAAAAAUCCGGAGGCAUCCUAUUGACAACUUCGGUUUUAUUUAACAGUGCAUAAGUAUAAACAAAAGUAAUAAGAUGUACCUAGAUAUAAUAUUCUAUAUACGCAUAUUAUAUUUUAUAAAACAAAUUAUUACAUUGAAAUAGGUACAUUUUUACUUUUAUUUAUUAUUGCAUAAAUAAUAUAAUAAAAACUACAUUUUAAAUAAUUUCGCGGAACCUUAAAUACAGUUCGCGGCACCCUGGGGUGCCGUAGCACCCCGGUUGGGAAUCUCUGCCAUAGUGUAUUGUAUAAUAUAUUCAUCUCGUAUUUGUAUGUAAGUAGUCAAAUCGCCGUUUGAGUCGGCCCGCGAGACGUCGCCGGUGCCGCCGUAGGAAUCGAUUGACCUCGACCUUUGCACUACUUUGCGUCGGGGUAUACGUUCGCUUUAUUGUCCUACGAGUCAGAGGACCGGCUUCAUCCUAUAGACUUUCCGUUGUCGGUCGUUGAAAUUCCUAUGACUGUAAAAUGUCUGUUUAAAUAAAAUAUGUACAUAAUAUUAUCAUUGUAAUGUCAUAUUUUUGUGGUGCUGAAUGAAAAUACGUUUUUCUCAUAAAAUGUACUGUUAGUUUCUGUUCUUUUAUUGAUUUAUUAUCGUUCUUUGUAUUAAUUUAUUAUCGUUUGAUUGUUUAUUUAUUAUUCGGAAAACUGUUUACCACACUCAAGUACGUGACUGAACGCGCGUAUGUGGUUUUGUGUUGAAUUUAUUUUGUAAAUUUUUUAUUUAAAAAACAAAAUAAGCCAAUUUUGUUUCUCGUUUAUUUUUGUGUUACAUAUCAGCUUUAGUUUGGUUAUUUUUCUGUGUACUUGGUGUACUUGAAUUUAUUACAAUUUUAUUGUUUUUUUUUUUUAUUUUUUACGUUCUACGUCAAUUAUUUUAGCCAUUGAAUUUUUGGAUAUAAAUAUUUAUUUAUAUAGUUUGAAUGUUGAAUGUCCUGUCUGAAAUAUAUUUUAUUGUACGUAAAUUAUUAUAAAUUGAUCUACAAAACGGAACUUCAUAUUAUUACUGUAUAAUGACAUAUUAUAUAUUAUACUCAAUAUUGAUUUUCAAUACUAGUCUCUUAUAUUAUAAGAUAAAUGUAUAAGGAUAUAACGAUAAAAAAAAUAUAUUAUACUAAAAAAUAUAUAUACUAUACAAUACCUAUACAGCAUACAUUGUAUGUAUAACUAAGUGUCUAUGUGUAUUAAUAUUGUGCUUAUGAUGAUAUUGGAAUAUUAUUAAAUGUCAGUGAAAUAAAUGUGUCAGUGUAAUAAUAUUAUGAUUAUAAUAAUUUAAUAUGAUUAAUAAGCUUUAGUAUAAUGUAAACAUGGGCGCCCAUUGAGAGGGGCAAGAUAGGGCACUUGCCUCCCCACCCCUGGACUAAAAAUAUUAAAAACUUGUUACUCAAUAAAUAGUACCAUAAUAUAACUAUUAUCUUUACAUUUGAGAAUUUUUUAUUUUGACCCCCCCUAAAAUUUUACUUAUGGGCGCCCAUGAAUGUAAACUAUACGAAUAGUAUACGUACUAUGUAUUAUAUUUAUACUAUCAUAAAUAAUAAUGAAAACAAAAACUAUAUGUAAUGAAAAAAAAUUGGUCAUAUUAUUAUUACUAUUACUGUAACAGUAUAACUUAACCGAUAACUGAUAAGUAACUAUAUUAUAUGAUAUUAAUGAGCUGUUUCUGCAGUACACGUGCAAAAAUCCUUUACCACUAAUUUUCGCAUUUGUGUUUUAUUUAUUGUAUAAUUUUAGCUUUAAAAUUUAAUGUUAGUUUGUCAUAAAGUGAUGUAAGAAGAUAUUCCUCAACCCCAUAGAAAGUCUGAUUAGAUUUUAAUUUAAUUUUGUUUAUUAUUUAUUUAUUUUUUUUUAAAUUUUGUCCUGAGAAGUUUAAGUCAUUUGAAUUGAAAGCGAUAUCAUAUAAUUCAAUAUUUUUAAGUAUAAUAUAUUAUAUAAUUAUUAUUCAUUAUUAUUCGUUUUGUAAAAUUUAAACUGAAUAAAAUAAACAAAAACAAACACAUAAUUUA